AUGGUCGACUACUCUAAGAAGACGGUAGUUGAGCUGGUAGAGAUCCUGAAAUCGCGGAGCCUACCACACUCAGGGAAGAAGGCAGAACUUGUUGCGAGGUUGAAUGACGCAGACAAAGUAGCCGAAGAAAAUGAAACCGAGAAGGCACCUCCAGCAGAGUCUACCACGGCGCAACCCGCACAAGCGCCAGAACCCCCAGCAACAACGGCAGCAGAACCUACACCGGAGGAACCUGUAACUGCGGAACCCACAGCAGCACCUGCAGCUGUCGACGAGAAAGACUCCCCUUCCGCAGAUACCGACACCGCACUUGCGAACUCCACCUCGUACGCCCUGAACUUACCACAAUCAGAGGUGGACUCCGAGAUGGCCAAGCGCAAGGCUCGCGCUGAGAGAUUUGGCACCAGCGCAGCUACUACAAAUGGCGAAACAGGAACAAGUAGCACAGAUGGCGAUGCACAGAAAGCUCUAGAGCGCGCGAGACGCUUUGGAACCGGUCAGACAGCCAUGGGAAAGCUGGACGAAGCCCUACCAGAAGAGCGUGAGCGCGGUUCAAGGAAACGGGGCAGAACCGAAGAGACCAGUGCUAUGGAUGAUCCUGGUCUGAGGAAGAGCUUUGGGAGUCGGGGAGGGCGAGGCCAUGGUGGAAGAUUCCGUGGAAGAGGCGGCCGGGAUAACUCGCGGCGGAGAACAGGAGAGAAGCCUUCUGGCGUCACCAAGCAAUCGGGUGCGUUCUCUACAGACGCGGACCGUGCAGCUGCCGAGGCGAGGAAAAAGAAGUUUGCACCGGCGUCGUGA
This is a messenger RNA of Fonsecaea multimorphosa CBS 102226, 798 nucleotides long. RefSeq lists its product as uncharacterized. The transcript has 2 exons. Bases 1 to 798 code for a protein of 265 amino acids. The record is from RefSeq and is a predicted model, not a curated record. NCBI's taxonomy places the organism in Eukaryota, Fungi, Ascomycota, Eurotiomycetes, Chaetothyriales, Herpotrichiellaceae. Gene Ontology annotation, biological process: poly(A)+ mRNA export from nucleus. Gene Ontology annotation, cellular component: nucleus.